CAGUCCGUUCAGUCUUCAACCAAGGUCUGACCUCCUCACAAGUCACUGGGUUAGCCUGGGAUAACCGGAAAAUGGCAAAGCCAAUUAUAUUUCUGUUCUUCGCCGCCGUUUUGCUGAGCGGAAGUGCCAGUGGGCAGAGAGACCACCCUCGUGGCAGGUCCUUCGACGCCGAGUCGCACCCGAUCAAGCACGCGGAGGAGCAGCAGAGCCAGUACUGGGUGGACAAGGCCCAGGAGAAGCUGCUGGCCAAGCUGGCGGAGGCGCAGGCGGUGCACACGAACAAGGCCAAGAACGUGAUCCUGUUCCUGGGCGACGGGAUGUCCGUCCACACGACGACGGCCACGCGCAACCUGCUGGGCGACAGCGCGGAGCAGCUUUCCUUCGAGGGCUUCCCCCACACCGGAAUGGCCAAGACGUACUGCGUGAACCGGCAGGUGGCCGACUCCGCCUGCACGGCCACCGCCUAUCUGGGCGGGGUGAAGGGCAACUACGGGACGAUCGGCGUGAACGCCAACGUGCCCAGGUACAGCUGCUCGGGCGCGGAGCGGGAGGAGGACCGCGUGUGGAGCAUCGCCCAGUGGGCGCAGGCGGCGGGCAAGGACGCGGGCCUGGUGACCACCGCCCGGGUGACCCACGCCUCGCCGGCCGGCGUCUUCGCCCACACGGCGGACCGCAACUGGGAGAACGACUGGGAGGUGGCCAACGGGGGCUGCGACCCCGAGCAGACCGUCGACAUCGCGCGCCAGCUGGUGGAACAACCGGUGGGCCAGCGGCUGAAGGUGAUCCUCGGCGGGGGUCGCCAGAACUUCAUCAACGCCAGCGUGAACGACGAGGAGGGAAUCCCCGGCCAGCGCACCGACGGGCGCCACCUGAUCCGCAGCUGGCUGGACCAGAAGCAGGCGGCCAACGCCUCGGCCAGCUACGUGUGGAGCCGCAAGGGGCUCGGAUUGGUGGACCUGGAGAGCACGGACUACCUGCUGGGCCUCUUCGCCAGCUCGCACCUGCCCUACAACGGCGACCGGCAGAGGCAGCGCAGCCAGCUGGCGGACCCCUCGCUCACCGAGCUCACGGAGGCCGCCAUCAAGGUGCUCGGCCGCAGCGAGCAGGGAUUCUUCCUGUUCGUCGAGGGCGCCCGCAUCGACAUGGCCCACCACGACACCUUCGCCCGCCGGUCGCUCGAGGACACCGCCGAGUUCGCCAGCGCCGUGCAGCGGGCCCGCGAGCUGACCUCCGAGGAGGACACCCUGAUCGUGGUGACCGCCGACCACGCGCACGUCAUGUCCAUAAACGGCUAUCCGUUCCGCGACCAGGAGAUCACCGGACUGGCCCAGCUGGCGGACGACAACCUGCCCUACACGGUGCUCUCCUACGCCAACGGGCCUGGCUACUACUCCGCCUACAACCGCGCCGAGGGCCGCACCCUGCUGAAGGAAAAGCUGGUGACGGACUCGGAGUACCGGUAUCCCACGCUGGCGCCCCUGGACUCGGAGACCCACGGGGGCGACGACGUGGCGGUCUACGCCUCGGGGCCCUACGCCCAGUUCUUCAGCGGCAACUACGAGCAGAGCAACAUCCCGGCCCUGAUGGCCCGGGCAGCCGGCAUCGGACCCUACGCCUAGGAUCUGGGAUCCCUCCCCAGCAUAUGCAUACCGCCUCCUGGUCGGGGCAAGCCAAUAAAGUGCAUCGCAGCCGAAAA
Drosophila ficusphila is the source of this 1696-nucleotide messenger RNA. RefSeq names its product membrane-bound alkaline phosphatase (gene Alp6). The record is from RefSeq and is a predicted model, not a curated record. The transcript has 3 exons. The coding region runs from base 72 to 1619 and encodes 515 amino acids. Gene Ontology annotation, biological process: dephosphorylation. Gene Ontology annotation, molecular function: alkaline phosphatase activity. Lineage: Eukaryota; Metazoa; Arthropoda; Insecta; Diptera; Drosophilidae.